AUGUCUAGGCCGCUUAAAGCUGAUGAGUCCCAUGUUCACAAAAUAAUCGGAUCAAAGGUAGGACUGGAGGAAGUCGAGGGGAUCGAGGACGCAUCCAUCAUCACCAAAAACAUAAAGUACUCCAUAGAAAGACCUAUGGUUUACAAGAUAAAGGGAACUGAGUCUCUUCUUAUACUUGGAAGCCAAGGAAGGCCUAUGGAUCUCGACAAGCUCAGGAAGAUGUACGAAGACAGCAUCAGAGGCGCCAAGGACCAGGGCAACGAAAUCACAGGGUUGUACAGCGAGAUUACUAGCGACCAGGAGGGUGAAGAUAAAAAUGAACUGCCCCAGGCUUCCCACGAAACUACAGACGAGAGGAUAUCUGAAGAGGAUAUAAAGCUGAUUAGCUCACAGAUAAAAGCCUCGAGAGAGGAGAUAAUCAGCGCACUUGUCGAAUCUAACUAUGAUGUUGUUGAUGCAAUGAUGAAAUUAACUAAGUAA
This is a messenger RNA of Encephalitozoon hellem ATCC 50504, 480 nucleotides long. Its product is annotated as nascent polypeptide-associated complex domain-containing protein. The coding region runs from base 1 to 480 and encodes 159 amino acids. The transcript has a single exon. Gene Ontology annotation, molecular function: protein binding. Lineage: Eukaryota; Fungi; Microsporidia; Unikaryonidae. The record is from RefSeq and is a predicted model, not a curated record.